AGAAGAUGAUGUGAGAGAGGGAAGGUGUUGGGUACAAAUCCAUACCUAGAUCUCUCGCGAUUGUGGCUAAUCGGUAAGCGUCUGCGAUCAAUUCUCGGGUGGGAACGAAGACAAGCAAAGGCGUUUUGGAAUUUCUCGUGUUGCUGUUGUUGUUCUUGUUUUCCGAUCUCGAUCGGGUUUUUGAUUGCUUGUAGGAGCUUAGGAUUUGCCGGAUGCUGGUUUCCCCGUCUCCAUCGCCGUCUACUUCGUCUUGAUCGCCGCAAUUAUGGGUGAGAUUGAGAGUCUCGUGAAGGAGAAGAGAGCGAGCAAGCUUUAAUGGAAGCAUUUCUGAUUUCUGAUCUUAGUUCGCGUCGUCUUCGUUGGCUGGAUUUAAGCGCCGACCCUGUGUUCACUGUAGAGCUUCGAUUCUACUCUCAUGGCGGCUUCUGCUACAAUAGUUCCUAUGGCACAUGAAAGAAAAGUUGAGAAUCUGAGAGCCUUUAUGGUGAAUUUGGCGAACUCGAGAGGCUUAUUACUUCCUGAGACUAAUCUCUUCGAGCAGAAGUUCUUGGACCUGUGUUUAUCCCGUGCUCCUGAUCAUCCCACUUAUUCUGCUAUGAUUUUUGUUGCUAUCACGGAGUUGAAUAAAGAAGGUGGCUCUCGCGAAGAAGCCAUAUCAGAGUUCAUUAAGUCCAAGUACAGGAACUUGCCAUUUGCUCACACGAGUUUGCUCAGUCAUCAUCUAGCUAAGCUAGUGGAGAAAAGAGAGAUACUUUGUGAUUACAACAACAACCACUGUUACACUCUCCCGGGAGAGAAGAAGAAGAAGAGCGAUGCCUCCACUGAUGCUGAAAGAAGGAGCACUGUGAUAACAGUGAGAACGAAUGAUCAGUGUGCGGCGAAUGAGGUUGUGACUCGCCAAAAUGAGGAAGAGAGUGUUAGAAUUUUGUAUUUGGAGAAUCAUAAGGUAGAUUUGUUGGAAGAACGGACUUUGACUGAAUCGGAAACCAUACCCAAACAUAAAGCAUGUGGUAGCAUUAACGUCAUUGAAGCAAGGCACACAGAAGAUAAUGGAGUCAAAGCAUAUUUGAGGGAUUCAACUGUUGAAACUCUUAGGAAAGAGGGAGUUGAUAAAGGACCAGAAGUGGCUCUAGAAAAUAGUGAGACUGAAGGUAGGAUUGAAGCAAACAGUGAAGGAGGUGAAUUAUAUGAGGUGGUUGUUCAAGAUGAGCAAAAUGAUGUGGUGAUGGAAGAGUCAGGUAAAGGAGAAGAAAAGCUAAUAGACAAAAUUUCAAAAGAGAGUAAAGCGAAGUUGGGCAGAACAUAUAAUACGAUGAAAGAAGCAUGUGUGGAAGUGAAGAGUGAAGCAUAUAAAACACUUUUCGAAUGCCAAACCGAAGCAUGCAGCGAUAUCAUUGCUCUCGAGGAAAUGCUAAAGCAGUGCAGAGAGAAAGACCAGCAGAACAAUGCUGUUUCAGAAAGUGAUGAUGUUUCUCGUUUGCCUCUGUCAAUGGAGAGCUGCAAAGAACUGUGGAAGGUUGCCCACAAGAUACAAAGCCAGCUUUCUGAGAUCAUCGAUUCCUUUGAUGAAGCCGUGGUUCCAUAUUAUGAAUCUCGAGGAUGUGAAAUCGGAGGUAUAAGCAAAGAAGUCUUGAAAGAGGGUCCCAAGAAGAAAACGCCUUGUGGGAAUAAUGGAUCUGCAAUAGCCUCCAAACAGCUUGAACAGAAGGAAAGAGAGAUUGAUUCUCAAAAGAAACCACCACGGGUCAAGAAAACGCGAGUCAAAAGACUUCGAGACAUAGGAACAACAGUAUUGAGGAAAUCACCUCGCGUACAUAAACCAAUAUAAAGAUUCUGAAACUUUAUUAAAAAUAAAAGAUAAAGCUUUGG
Molecule: messenger RNA, 1869 nt
Organism: Eutrema salsugineum
Lineage: Eukaryota; Viridiplantae; Streptophyta; Magnoliopsida; Brassicales; Brassicaceae
Exons: 6
Coding region: 416-1828 (470 amino acids)
Biological process (GO): negative regulation of DNA recombination; nucleosome assembly; chromosome condensation
Cellular component (GO): nucleus; nucleosome; nucleolus
Molecular function (GO): nucleosomal DNA binding; double-stranded DNA binding
Source: RefSeq, a predicted model, not a curated record